UUGUGCCUGAAGUGAGACGGAGAAGGGAGAAAUAGUCGAGUGAGGUUGAGCAAUGGAGUCGCUGGGGUUAUUAGAAGUGGAGGAUUGACAGACGGGAAACUCAAACCAAGCGUCACAUCCAGAUCUGACAGAGUCACUCGAUUCAUCAGGACCUGAAUAUCAUCAGCAUCUGAAUGUGGAAUGGAAAAAGCAUAUAUUGCCAGUCACCAGUUGCUUGUGGAAAAAAUGAUGUUUGAUCUUCUUGAACCGCUGCAGUCCAUGUGGUGAAGGUGCUCCCACAAUGCUGUUAGGAUAUUAGAAGGGGAGGAUUUGCAGUCAGGAAACUGAAAUCAAACAUCACAUCAGGAUCUGGCAAAGUUGUUCAAUUAAUUGUAACCUGAAUAUUACUGGAUUUCGAACAUGGAAGGAAAAAGCACCGUUCACGUUGGAGAGAAACCAUACACUUGUUCUGUCCUGUCGAGACACAAGCAGAGUCACACUGGGGAGAAGCUGUGGAAAUGUGGUGAUUGUGGGAAGGGAUUCAAUUAUCCAGUUAGGCUGGAAAUUCAUCGGCGCAUUCACACCUGGGAGAGGCCGUUUACCUGCCCCAAGUGUGGGAAGGGAUUCACUACCUCAUCCCAUCUGCUGACGCACCAGCGCACUCACACUGGGGAGAGACCGUUCAUCUGCUCCAAGUGUGGGAAGGGAUUUACUCAGUCAUCCAACCUGCUGACACACCAGCGGAUGCACACUGGAGAGAGGCCCUUCACCUGCUCCGAGUGUGGGAAGGGAUUCACCAUUUCAGCCCACCUGCUGAGACACCAGCGAGUUCACUCUGAAGAGAGACCUUUUAAAUGCCCAGACUGUGGGAAGUGCUAUAAAAGUUCUGGGGAACUGAUGUCCCAUCAACGUGUUCACACUGACGAGAGACCAUUCAGAUGCUCUCACUGUGGGACUGGGUUCAAGCAAUCAUCUGACCUCACUGUACACCAGCGCACUCACACUGGGGAGAAGCCAUUCUCAUGCUCCGUGUGUGGGAAGAGAUUCAAUCAGACAUGCACCCUUCUGCGACACCAGCAAGUUCACACUGGGGAGAGACCAUUCACCUGUUCCAUGUGUGGGAAGAGGUUUGGUCGGUCAUCCACACUGCUGAGACACCAGCAAGUUCACAAGUGGUUGUCAAUGGCGGUGCGGUUACCCAGCAUUCACCGAGAGGCAGAAUGUGCCAUAUCUGCACAACAGGCGAUCAUUGCACAGGCGCAGUGCUACAGCGACUGGAGCAUGCGCAGUGCGGGUGUUGGAUGUGGUCGGUCUGGUGUUGGAAUCCCAGGGAGGCAGAGACUGAUUGGAGGCAGCGGACACCAGCGAGGUCAUAGUGGGGAGAGGCCGUUCACCUGCCACAAGUGUGGGAAGGGAUUCACUCAAUCAUCAGGAUUGUUACAACACCAGCGAGUUCACACUGGGGAGAGGCCGUUCACCUGCUCCAAGUGUGGAAAGGGAUUCACUGAUUCAUCCACCCUGCUGAAACACCAGCGAGUCCACACUGACGAGAGACCUUUUAAAUGCACUGACUGUGAGAAGUGCUAUAAAAGUUCACUGAACCUGAUGCGUCAUCAACGUGUUCACACUGACGAGAGACCGUUCAGGUGCUCUCACUGCGGGACUGGGUUCCGGCAAUCAUCUGAACUCACUGUACACCAGCGAAUUCACACUGGGGAGAGGCCGUUCACCUGCUCUGAAUGUGGGAAGGGAUUCUCUCGAUCAUCAGGACUGUUACAACAUCAGCGAGUUCACACUGGGGAGAGGCCGUUCACCUGCUCCAAGUGUGGGAAGGGAUUCAGUGAUUCAUCCACCCUCAUUGUACACCAGCGAAUUCACACUGGGGAGAGGCCGUUCACCUGCCCCAAAUGUGGGAAGGGAUUCACUCAGUCAUCCACUCUGCAGAGACACCAGCGAGUUCACAGUGGG
This is a messenger RNA of Carcharodon carcharias (great white shark), 1947 nucleotides long. RefSeq names its product zinc finger protein 229-like. Gene Ontology annotation, molecular function: DNA-binding transcription repressor activity, RNA polymerase II-specific. Gene Ontology annotation, biological process: negative regulation of transcription by RNA polymerase II. The record is from RefSeq and is a predicted model, not a curated record. The annotation marks the transcript as partial. The transcript has 7 exons. Lineage: Eukaryota; Metazoa; Chordata; Chondrichthyes; Lamniformes; Lamnidae.